Neodiprion fabricii is the source of this 1911-nucleotide messenger RNA. RefSeq lists its product as uncharacterized. Lineage: Eukaryota; Metazoa; Arthropoda; Insecta; Hymenoptera; Diprionidae. The transcript has 3 exons. The coding region runs from base 1 to 1911 and encodes 636 amino acids. The record is from RefSeq and is a predicted model, not a curated record.
AUGACUGACAAUGUAGAACAAAAAGUUGGAAACAGAAUUUAUAAUUUCACUGAUACAGUUUUACCAUCAGAAGUCCAGAAGAUCUUAGAGUUAGAUUUUAACUAUGGACUACCAACAACAAAUAUCAAUCAACCGGUCGUUACAAUUAUUAAGGAUCUGGAGGGAUGUAUCGACAAAGUGAAAGAUGACGAGUUAUCCAACGAGGGUUUGACGGAAGUGAGAAAUAAUCUGAGAGCAAGAGGUGUAAAUAUUGUGACAAAUCACAUUAAAUAUCAGCGUAGAAGCAACAGCAAUCACAAGAAAAACUUCAACCUAGUUAAAAAUAUCAAAGUCACAAGAAAUUUCUUUAAACAACAUGAAGAUCUCCUAGUAAUGCGCUCAGAUAAAGGUAAUUCAACAGUGGUCAUGUACAAAGAAGAAUACCUCACAGAAAUGAAUAAGUUGGUUGGCGACCGUAAAACAUAUGAAAAGAUCAAAAGAGAUCCUACGUCAAAAGCUACAAAACAUAAGCAACCGCUUAAUAAAGAAACUUGUGGAUAUUGUGCAUUGGCACCAAGAAUCUAUGGCUUAAGGAAAACCCACAAACCUGGGUGUAAACUUAGACCAGUGGUCAGUAGCAUAGGAUCACCAGACCAAAUCAAACUGAAAAAGGUAAACGAAGACCAUGUUUUAAUAUCACUGGACGUAGUAUCUCUUUUUACCAAUGUUCAUAACAGUUUAAUAAGGAAAAUCAUCAUUGAGCGGUGGGAUGAAAUCCAGAAAUUUGUACAAUUGGACCAGACUACUCUACUAGAGCUUAUUGAUUUUUGUUACGACUCGGGAUAUUUCGUGUUUGAUGGCAAUUUUUACCUUCAGAAGGAAGGAUGUGCUAUGGGGAGUCCAGCAAGUCCUUCAAUUGCCAUCAUUGCAGUAGAUUAUGUUGUUUCAAUGGCGUUGACUCACCUUAACUUUGAAAUUCCGAUCAUUAAGUCGUAUGUUGAUGAUCUAUUCGCAGUGGUUCCAAAGGAUAAAGUAGACAGCAUCUUAGAUGUGUUUAAUAGUGUUGACAAGGACAUCCAGUUUACCUUGGAAGUUGAGAAUAACGGGAAGUUGCCUUUUUUGGACAUACUAAUAGAAAGAUCAGAAGAUGGUGAUCUUAUAACUUCUUGGUUCAAGAAACCGUACAGCUCAGGAAGAAUUUUGAAUUUUAAUUCCAAUCAUCCAUUGAGCCAGAAAUCGGGGGUUGCAAAAGGGUUUUUGAACAGAGCCAUGCGCUUGAGUCAUGUGAACAAGACCAAGGAAAGUAUUCGCAUGGUUAGAAGAUUACUGUCAUCUAACAAUCAUCCAAACAAGGUCAUCAGCAAGUGUGAGAAAAUUGUGUCCGAGAGGAUUAGAAACAACAUCAGGAGCAACAAUGUCAACAGGAAUUGGUCGUUUAGCAGAUUUCCCUACAUAAAAGGCUUGUCACCAAGACUGGGAUCUUUAUUCAGGCACACCAACUGCAAGUUGGUAUUCUAUAAUGUAUUCAAGGUUAAGGAUCUAUUUUCCCGGCUAAAAGACAAAGUGGAGAAAGAAGAUAGAUCUGGCCUGGUAUACAGGAUUCCGUGCUCGUGUGGGAAAUGGUACGUUGGACAGACCAGGCAAAAAUUAAAAGCCAGAGUGAGACAACACAAACUUGACUGCAGACCUGAGAAGUCCAUAAAAAACAACAAAACAGCAUUAGCGGAACAUCACUUUGUUGAAGAUGGUCAUAACUUUCAGUUCGAGGAUGUGGAGAUUUUAGAUCUGGAGAAAAAUUACAUGAAGAGAAACCUAAGUGAAAUGAUUUUUAUUAAGGCGAUGAAUUGUGUCAAUUUUAGAUCCGACACGCAAAAUCUCAGUACAAUUUACAGUGACCUGAUAAAUGAUGUGAAGGAUUUAGUGAAGUCAUAG